This is a messenger RNA of Botrytis cinerea B05.10, 1375 nucleotides long. RefSeq lists its product as hypothetical. Lineage: Eukaryota; Fungi; Ascomycota; Leotiomycetes; Helotiales; Sclerotiniaceae. The record is from RefSeq and is a predicted model, not a curated record. The coding region runs from base 161 to 1123 and encodes 320 amino acids. The transcript has 2 exons.
GCACGCGUGUUCGCAAGUGUGAUGGGUCUUGUCCAACUAGUGAAUUAUCUUCUUGAACGCACACUUCGUCUAUAAUUAUAUGACAAAAAUUCUCUGAUAUAGCACUCAUUCUGUAUUAGCAGCUUCCAGAGUUCAAAGCACUUUACAGACGUAUUUGACAAUGUCCGUUCAAUCACUGCUCUCUACCGACUCCGCUUUUGUUGAGGCUCCACGGCCAGACAGACAGGAUACACAAAGUUCUAAAUCCACAGCUACCAACCAAUCCAUCGAAUCAACCAGCCAUCACAUACCUUACUAUCCCUACAAGACUAUCGGUCCCGUAGUCCAUACCCAUUUCACCCGCCCCACGACUACCUACUGGCAAGAAAUAAUUCCCACAUCGUCCGUUGCUUCCCUCCCAUAUUCAACAGCUCCUCCCUAUCAAUACUCUUUUGCUGCACCUCUUACUUCAGAUACAAGUCUGCUUCUUCCUAUUAGACCAUUAGGCGAUACCACAAAUGGCAUUGCUGUUUGUUCAUUGGCAUUGCCGCAUGCUUCGAUGACGGUUGUGAGGGAACUGGCGAGGAUAGUAGCAAAUAAGAUAAGGAAAUUCAACCCGGAGGUGGUGAUGGGAUUGCCGACUGGCGGAUUAGUUUUGGCACCUUUCGUGGCGGAGGAAUUAGGAUUCGAUCGUCACAUCCCCUGGGGUUACUCCAAGAAACCGUGGUAUGGAGACCAACUCACCACCAAGAUAUCGUGUCUUUUCGACAAACCUGGCCAGGGGCCGCCGGUAUAUCUUGAUCCUAAUCUUUUGUCGUUAGUUAAAGGGAAGAGAAUAGCGUUGAUUGAUGACGUGAUUAGUUCGGGGACUACUAUCAGCGCUAUGUUGAAAUUUUUGACGGACAAGGAGAUCGUUGAUGAAGAGGCACAGAGUGGAGUCGCGAAUGAUGAGAUUAGGAAUGAAGCGGGGGAUGGCGAGAUCAGGAAGGGAGGAAUGGGAUUGAAUAUUGUUUGUGUUGGAGUGGGGAUGUUACAGGGAGAUGUGUAUAAGACGGAGUUGAGCGCGGAUGUUGUGAAGGUGACAGUAGGAGCUGUGGAAAGUCCGUUGUUGAAAGCAAUUGAAGGAGGCUGGAUUCAAAGAUGAAGUUUGGCAACGAAUUUUGGGUUAUCGUUAUCGUUGUGGCUGUGGUUAUGUUGUUAGGUGAUGCUGUUGCCGCGCAACAAAGGUGAUGGUGUUACUAAAUGCCUAUUGAUUGGUCCGAAAUGUGGAGGUAAUGGAGGGUCAGUCAUACAGGUGAGCAUUUAGCAUUCAAAAACACAUGUCAUCAACUGUAAGAUCUCAAAUAUCUACCUAUUCUAGAAUAUAGGUAUGAAAAUAUUGCUUAGAUUCAGCCCA